Notodromas monacha is the source of this 6082-nucleotide messenger RNA. The record is from the annotation of a GenBank genome assembly. NCBI's taxonomy places the organism in Eukaryota, Metazoa, Arthropoda, Ostracoda, Podocopida, Cyprididae.
AUUUUUUGAGAGGAAUUGUGAGUACAGUACUGUUCCUGUGAGUUCGGUAUUGAAUCCGGAAGUUGGGAAUAUCCACGAUUUCUUGAAGUAAAAACUUACGCGGUUCGGACCAAGAGUUGUUCAAACGAACGAUAUUUAAAUAGAUGUCGUUCCUAGAACGUGUAUGCGUGUAUCAGUCAGCUUGCAACCCUGCCAUCAUAAUUCCUACACGGAUGCCUGGGUGGAAGUGUAGUGCCGAAUUAGCGUUUUCAUGAACAUCGACUCUAUACCUAGUUCAUUUUGUUUCACACUUCGGUGUGGACCAAAUGUGAGUGCACUCCAGCGUUGAAUUAGUGCGAAUGUGAUGGAAAAAGGAGGGCGUAUCACGUAACUUGAUGUAAUCAUUGUCAUUAUCACAGGUGCAUUUUUUUUAAAUAUGGAUAGCGAAAGACAGAAAAAGGUUCCCAUUGUUGCGAGAGCUUCUCCGUUGCCGACUCGACCAUCGCGUCCUAUGGAAAUUCGGGACGUACCUCACACUUCCGCAUAUUCAGCGCCAAGAAUCAUCACACCCUUGGUACGCCAUCAAAGUCAAGCUAAUUCUCAGCCAAUGGAUCUCGCUAGUAGAUCAGGCGCGCCUACCGCCUCCCCCCUGCUAGUCUCAACUGGAACUGAUUCUCCGAUUCCGUCUGUUCCUGGAGUGACCAGGAUCAUUCAUCCGAAUCCCACUGGAAAGAAUAGCGGCUUACCCACCAUUCUUUUGUCAUCUGCUCCCAACGCAGCGGUGCGCGCUCCAAUUCAAGCUCACGUUAUUCCAGUAUCUGCCCGACCCGUUUCCUCUGUGACUAUUGCCGCCGUGCACAGUGGUAACGUGCUUUCACAAGGAACGCAAGUGUCAACGAUUCCGGUUCAUAUCGCUCAAGGAUCUGUGGCGAGUGUUUCAGUGUCGAAAUCAUCUCAACAAGUUCCGAAGCUGAUCGCUGCUAAUGUUCCCACUAUCGCAAGUAGGAUCGCGUCUUCGAAUAUCGGUGUCAUCCCUCAACGACAAGCAGUAUUCAACCCAGUGAACGCGGAUGGAACCGGACAAGUUUCGAUUCCUUCAAGUUUUGUUGGUGUCCAUAGUGAGCUUAUUCGUGUCCAGCCGGUUCGCGUGCCUAUGGAUCAGGUUAGACCGACGAAAGCGGUCAUUAUUGGUGGUUCCUCGGUCUUGCCGAUUUCAAGAAGUCCCGCUGUUACUGUAGCAAGUGGACGAUCGAUUGUUCGGACGGGAAAUCAGACAGUUACGAUUUUUUCUACCGGAGCGGAAAGAGGAAAUCAACAGCCUCGACCUUCUACGCCACUCGGAAUUGCUGUGCUUCCUAGCUCCGCUGCUUCAUCAGUAAAACUAGCAACCUUUCCUUCGACGAAUACUCAAGGAACCUCAACUCAAGUUGUAAGCUCGCAGAUGCAGUUUCCUCUCAGUAACGCGAGGGUCAAUGUACCUGGCUUACGAACUGUUCCAAUUAUCGAGCGUCCCGUUGUUGCUUCAAAUUGCGGGUCAAGCACGUCCCCGACUAGAUUUUCGCGAGUACCAUCCAAACUCAUGCCCAAGUCCGAAGGAGACAUGCAAGGAAUUCGCACGCUUCAAUUAGGGUCAGUUGGUGGAAACAUUCCCAAGUCAGCGUUGUCCCUGUCCGUACGUCCGCCUUCUCCGUGGAAUGGAGACAGCAAUUCUUCAAGCACACUCUCUGCCACCUCUUCACCAGGUGAAGAAUUUCAUUACCUGAAGAAAGAAGCAGAUGAUCCUAUGACUGAUCACGAGAAGAAGCCUGCAUUACCGGUUGUUCCUCCCCCUUCAUUUCUCAACAAAAUAAGCCCACUCGUGAAAACUGAAGAAAAGGUGAAGUCGGAAGUUACUAGUGAAUUCGAUAGGAAAGAAGGGUCCGUAAAGGUGUCGAGCCAUCAGUCUCCGGAACUGGAUUUAAAGCCUGAUGUCUCUUCCGAAGAAAAGCCACUUUUUCCAGGGAAACGCAAGAAGCAGAAGAACCAAUCGGAUGAUAAUGAAAAACCUCCACCAGAUGUUGGAGGUCGUAAAUUGCGUAUCAAACGAACUCCUUUGCUCACUCAAGCACUAGUUCCCAAGAAGCGCAUAAAACGAGAAACAGACUUUCUAGCCGUGAAUCUCGGCAUGGACAAUGAGCGCAACCGAAAGCCCUCCAUUCUGGGAAGUUAUAAGUGCAGGUGGAAUCCUCGUCAUAAUCACUUUCCUAGCGGAAAUUUCAAAGUGAAAUACUCCCGCAUACCUUCGGCGGUCGAAUUGGCUUCGCAGAAAUUUGUGGCGAGAAAAUCAGAAGGUUAUCGUUUCGUUAUGAAGGAUGAAUUGGUUUGCCAAAUGAAUGUGGACGAUUCCGAUAUGGAACGUGAUCUGGUAUCGCUGAUGGAAGAUGCGAUGGCGUGGGCGCCAAGUUUUUCAAGUGCACAAAUGCAUUUGUUGAAGGAGCUGUUUCUAAGCAAUAUUCAGAGAGUCAAGGAGACGCAGGAACAGAAUCGAGAAUCUCAGGCCUAUAUGGCUGGCAUAAUUGAUCACAAGAACACAAUUCAGUAUUCUGAAUUUUUAUUAUCUUUGAAUCUGAUAAACAAAAUCAAAAUGGCAUUGCAACAGUAUCGCAAACAAGUGGAAGACCUAUUGAAUCAGAAAUCUCCGCUCACCGAUACUCUCGCGUUAGUAGAGAAGAAAACUGGAGUGCCGAAGUUGUACAUCGCCGGAGGAUUGACCUUGUUUACUACGCUCUGGCUUGUGUAUGGAUUUGCUGCUCAACUGCUCUGCAACGCAAUUGGAUUUGUCUAUCCAGCCUAUACGUCCAUGAAAGCACUGGAGUCUCGAAGCACUGACGACGACACCAAGUGGCUUACCUACUGGGUCGUAUUUGCUGUGUUCUCGAUACUGGAAUUCUUCUCCGACAUCCUCCUAUCGUGGUUUCCCGUCUACUGGCUUGUCAAGUGUGCGUUCCUGAUCUGGUGCUUCGCUCCUCUUCCUAUGAAUGGAUCGAUAGUCAUUUACCACAAGAUCAUUCGUCCAGUCUUUUUGAAGCACGGACACGUCAUUGACUCAAACAUCGAGAAAAUCAAAGACUUGGCCAAAGGCCAUGGAGACAAGUCGGAAAUGAGUGCUUUAGAAACGGUAGAUAUUUGCGGCAGUUCAGAAGCCGGGAAAAAUGCGCGUGCAGCCUUUUACAAGUGGUUGAACAAACCUAUGAGGAUUGUGCUGAGUGACAAUAGGGUGAUCAUCGGCAUUUUCUUGUGCACGGAUCAACAGGCGAACGUCAUCCUUGGAUCUAGCAGAGAAUAUUUAAGCGCCGAGUCAGAACAAGAUGGAGACGAACCCCGUAACCUGGGAUUGGCUAUGGUUCCUGGUAGACAUAUUGGAUCGAUACAUGUGGAUUACAUGAUUCGUACUUCUUUUAUUGGUAUAAUGCCUUGUUACCUGAAGCACUUUGUGGCAGUCCCCACGAGAUGCUUGGAAAAUGUCCAGCGAGGCGCUGAUAUUUUUAAAUUACUGGAUGCUGAAUUACCCCCGAACAUGUAUUAUGUCACGUAUAAAACAAGAUAUCUGCUUCCAGAAGAUAUAAUUGAAGAUGGUUCGUUCUUACAAAUCCGGAUGCGGUUGCGCGGGGGAAAAGGUGGUUUUGGGUCUAUGCUCCGGGCUAUCGGAGCACAGAUCGAGAAAACAACAAACAAAGAAGCCUGUCGAGAUCUGAGUGGAAGACGGUUGAGGGAUAUUAACGAAGAGCGACGAUUGAAAGAGUGGCUUGCGAAGCAGGCGGAAAGGGAAGAAAAGGUUGCCGCCAAUAAGAAAAGCCGGUUACAAAAGUUGGUGGCCGAACCGAAGCAUGAUUUCCACGACCCUGCCUAUGAAAAAGCGCGCGCCGCGAUUCCUGAACGUGUUCACGACUCGGUGGAGAAAGCUUUUGCGGGAAAUAAACGUAAAAUGACGGAUGAAUUCAAAGUGGAAAAUCAAACUGUAGCGAAGCGUACGUCAAAAGGGUUUUUGUUUGAUCCCCUGGGUCUUGACUCCGAAGGAGACGGAGAUGAAGAUAGUGAAGCUGAAGAUUCCGACGGUGAAGCUGACGAUCAAGAGGUUCAAGUAUCUGGAAUGAAUUACGAAACCAUGGUCUCUACAAUUCUGCGAGAAGCAACGUGUGCGACAGAUCUUGAAGACUUGGGUGUAGACUAUUUGCAGAUGUUGCUGGAUCGUCGUGAAAUUGCUUGCAGUGUCCGAAAUGAUGUGAAAGCCAUGGCUUCCGCUUUGUUCAAGUCUCUUGCUGACGAAGAUGACUCAAAGUAGCUUUUAAAAUUCUUCGCAGUUUUUGAUGUUUCGGCUUCUCUCAGUCGAUCAAAUUUGCGUCUGAGCCCUCUUCUGCGUUCAUCGAAGUAAUAUUUUUUCGUCGAUUCUUCGAAGCACCGCGAACGUAGGCAUCUAUCAAUAAUUGUCAUUUUUAUGUUCUUUUUCAAUGCGUGAAAGCAUUCUUUCCGACGGUUAUUCAGUUCUUUAAUCGAGUUCGUAUAUUUUUUUAAUGUCCGCUCGGUACUUCGCGUAAGUUGCCGUAUUCGCCUGAGGCGCACUUGGGAAACUUGCCCAAUAAACUUUCAGGUUAUGAAAAAGGCUCAUGUGAAAUAAAGGGCUUACGUGAAAGUGGAAGCAUUUACAAUGCUGCGACGAAGGUUCAUGGGGAACUUCUUCCAUCGGCGAAGCAACUGUCGUUCAAUAUAAUUCCAUCAAAUCUGAUGAAAUCUAGUGAUACCAGCAUAAUCAGUAUUCGUGCUGAAGUGAAUCGAGCAAUGUUCGAUUUUCACGACUUCGUUGUAUCGGAACCGGCGCUUUAUCUAUCACCGACGUCGCUGAAGCGUGUGGCUGAAUUGCAAGUAGAAUACGUUCGGCGGAAAGGUUUGGAUCUGGCGAAACUCGGAGACGAAGAGGCCUUGCGUUUCAUCGACGACAUUCUAACCCAGCUGGGUUCAAUCCAGCUUUUCGAAAAUUCCGUGAGUUUCUGCAUACAUGAGAGCACAAGUGUGAAACCUGCAGAAGAAGUAGGAGAGAUCGUAUCGAUUCGCUCGACGAUGACAUCGACUUCCGAGCAUUUAAUGAAAGCGGUUUUGUUUAGUAUGAGCGAAGUGCGGAAAUGUGAAAUUAUCGUCAGUCGUUGCCUUGGAUUAGGUGAAUUGCUGGUCGCUGGCUGUGAAGAUAUGCACACGAUUGUCACGAAAAAUGCGAGGAUCAGAUUUCUUAUUCUGAGCUUACUAUUGUUCUUCUCUUAUUGUAUUCUCGUGCUUCAUUUUAUAUUGGACUGAGGAUCAAAGUUCCUUUAUAAUAAGUGUCUUGCUCAAAAACGACGUUUGUAUCUAUCAUCAUUCCAUGUACAAUUACAAAACGAGCUGUGCAACCUCAUGCAGAUUCGAGUGAUAUUAUAUCGGAUCAUACAACUUUUUCGGUUGAGAUCCGAUUCCGAAGAAGUCGUUACUUUGCCUUUUUCGAGGAAGACACGGCUGCCGUUCUUUAUUCCGUGGAAUGUUUUCUGUCGAUUUUGUGACUUUAUUUUUGCAUUUUAUGCUUAUUUCAAUUCAGCCAGAUCACAGCAUACUUUUUUAGUCAGUAAUUUACUUGGACGUCAUUUGUUGUUCAUUGAACUUUCAGCGUAUUUUGUUUCGAUGCGAACAUUGUUCGAGCGUAUUUUGAUUUUUGUGUGAGAAUCGGUUAUGCAUUCAGGGUAUUUCGUGAUCUCUCGCAAGAUAUUUUCAGUGGGAACUUUGAGCUUUGCGAUUGUGGUUUUAUCGAUGGGAAACUUCAGGGUUCAUUUGUGGUCAGCAAAGAAAUAUACGUUUGGGACGGUGUCAGUCUGUGUUCGUGCUUGUGAUAUUGAGGUUAUUUAUGUCAAGUUUUGUCGAUUUGUUAGAAAAACAUUGCAAACUACAGUAAUUCCCGCUGCUCUCAGAAUACCGGUAUUCGUUUUCCGAAAAAAGAAAAAUCCUCGUAUCAGGGGAAGCGAAAUUGAUUUUGAACUUCUAGAAAAGUUGAAAAUCAGUGCAGUAAAUCGCAGUGUUGAGCUGUCCGUUUCCAUACAGAAGUGCA